Molecule: messenger RNA, 551 nt
Organism: Dentiscutata heterogama
Lineage: Eukaryota; Fungi; Glomeromycota; Glomeromycetes; Diversisporales; Gigasporaceae
Source: the annotation of a GenBank genome assembly
CAAUUUUAAAAAGAUAUCAAGAAGAUAAAUAUGGAUUAAAUUACAAAACUCUUAAAUUACCUGUUGAAACUAGAUGGGGUUCUUCAGCAAAUUGUUUAAAUUCAAUUAAAGUUAAUCAAUUAGCAAUUAGUUUAGCAACUACUGAAUUAAUUAAUAAUUCAACAACUAUUAUUAAUUCAGAAAUUAUAGAAAUUGUUCAAAAUAAUGAAUUUUGGAAUGAAGUUCAGAAUUUAUUAGUUAUUUUAAAAAUUCUUGUAAGUGGCAUUACAAUUUUUGAAAGUGAUAUAUCAUAUUUAUCACAAUUUUAUAAAUGGUAUGAAAAUCUUGAAACUAAUGAAUAUGAAUUUUGGGAAAACUUAUUUGAAAAUAAUGAAAAUAACUUAGAUUUAAUUGAUGAUUUAGAAGAAGAAAUAGAAGAAUUAAAUAUUAAUUAUGAUGAAAAUCAAAAUAGUGAUAAUCAGUAUAGUGAUGAUUUAUAUAGUGAUGAUCUAUAUAGUGAUGAUUUAUAUAAUAAAUAUCAAGAUAUUGAAGAUCAAAACAUUGAAGAAUAA